UGAAUACCUGCCACAGGACAGAGAGCUGCUGCCAGACGUCUCCUGCUGAGGAGCUCCCUCACCGACUCCCGGCCGCCUGCCUCCCUCCCCCGCCGGUCGUCAGUUUCCUCCGGGAGACGGAGCCGAAGGGCAGAAGGGAGCCCGAGUCGUUGCCCUUUCUCGGAGCUAGUCGAGUAGUGACCUGAAGUGAACGAGCCAUGGCGAGUGAAGACAAACAAGUGCAGCCAACAGGUGAUGAUGGAGGAGGAGGAGCAGGGAAAGAAGGAAGUGCUGUUGAAGGGGAAACUGUGCGGCAGCCUUUGAAUCCAGGAGUCCCCAUCCGAGGCAUCAAGAUGAAAUUUGCUGUGCUGACAGGAUUGGUAGAAGUUGGGGAUGUGUCCAAUAGAGACAUAGUCGAUACUGUAUUUAAUCUGCUUGUUGGGGGCCACUUUGACUUGGAAAUGAACUUUAUCAUUCAAGAAGCAGAGGGCAUCUCCUGCAUGGUGGAGUUGCUGGACAAGUGCGAUGUCACCUGCCAGGCUGAGGUGUGGAGCAUGUUCACAGCCAUCUUGAAGAAGAGCAUCCGCAAUCUACAGGCUUGCACAGAAGUUGGGCUUGUUGAGCAAGUGAUCAAGAGGAUUGACAGAGCUGACAACAUGAUUGCAGAUCUCUUGGUGGAUUUGCUGGGUGUGUUGGCAAGCUAUAACUUGACAGUUCGAGAGCUGAAGUUAUUCUUUAGCAAGCUUCAAGGAGAAAAAGGGAGAUGGCCACCACAUGCUGGAAAGUUAUUGUCUGUGUUAAAACACAUGCCUCAGAAGUAUGGACCUGAUGCCUUCUUCAACUUCCCUGGAAAAAGUGCUGCAGCUAUUGCCUUACCUCCUAUAGCCAAGUGGCCAUACCAGAAUGGGUUUACUUUCCACACUUGGCUAAGAAUGGAUCCUGUAAAUAAUAUCAAUGUGGAUAAGGAUAAGCCUUACUUAUAUUGUUUUCGAACAAACAAAGGACUUGGUUAUUCUGCUCACUUUGUUGGAGGCUGCUUGAUUGUAACAUCCAUAAAAUCAAAGGGAAAAGGUUUCCAGCACUGUGUGAAAUUUGAUUUCAAACCACAAAAGUGGUAUAUGGUCACUAUAGUGCACAUCUACAACCGCUGGAAGAACAGUGAGCUUCGCUGUUACGUGAAUGGAGAGCUGGCCUCUUAUGGAGAAAUAACGUGGUUUGUCAACACCAGUGAUACAUUUGACAAGUGUUUCCUGGGUUCUUCAGAAUCAGCAGAUGCCAACCGAGUAUUCUGUGGGCAAAUGACAUCUGUGUACCUUUUCAGUGAGGCUCUCAAUGCUGCUCAGAUCUUUGCCAUCUAUCAGCUUGGUCUGGGAUACAAGGGAACAUUCAAAUUCAAGGCAGAAAGUGAUCUCUUCCUUGCUGAACAUCACAAAUUGUUGCUGUAUGAUGGCAAACUAUCCAGUGCUAUUGCUUUUAUGUACAAUCCAAGGGCUACAGAUGCACAGCUGUGUCUAGAGUCAUCCCCUAAGGACAACCCAUCGAUUUUUGUUCAUUCGCCACAUGCCCUCAUGCUGCAGGAUGUGAAAGCAGUCUUGACUCAUUCUAUCCAAAGUGCUCUGCACUCCAUUGGAGGGGUGCAGGUGCUUUUCCCACUCUUUGCACAGUUGGAUUACAGGCAAUAUUCCUCAGAGCACAUUGACACAACUGUUUGUUCUACUUUAUUGGCUUUCAUCAUGGAGUUGCUGAAGAACUCCAUCGCUAUGCAAGAACAGAUGCUAUCCUGUAAGGGCUUCCUUGUAAUAGGACAUAGCCUAGAAAAGUCUUCCAAAGCCCACGUUACCCGAACUGUGCUAGAGCUCUGCCUUGCCUUUUCAAAAUACCUGAGCAACUUGCACACCGGGGCGCCCUUGCUGAAGCAGCUGUGUGAUCAUGUUCUCCUUAAUCCUGCAAUAUGGAUUCAUAUUCCAGCACAGGUUCAGCUGACCCUGUACACUUACCUGUCUACUGAGUUCGUUGGCACUGUGAACAUAUAUGGUGCAAUCCGGCGAGUUGGGACAGUUCUCCUGGUCAUGCAUACCCUGAAGUAUUAUUACUGGGUGGUGAAUCCUCAGGAUCGCAGUGGUAUAACCCCCAAGGGCACAGAUGGGCCACGACCUACUCAAAAAGAGAUUUUAUCUCUGCGAGCAUUCUUGUUGAUGUUUGUUAAACAGCUGGUGAUGAAGGACUAUGGAAUAAAAGAAGAUGAAUUGCAGGCUAUCCUCAAUUACCUGCUCACUAUCCAUGAGGAUGACAAUCUAAUGGAUGUCUUACAGUUGCUUGUUGCUCUGAUGUCGGAGCAUCCCAGCUCUAUGAUCCCUGCUUUUGAUCAGAGGAAUGGAUUACAGGUUGUCUACAAGCUUUUGGCAUCACAAAGUGAAGGCAUCAGAGUGCAAGCUCUUAAAGUGAUGGGAUAUUUCUUAAAGCAUCUUGCUCCAAAGAGAAAAGCUGAAGUCAUGCUUGGACAUGGAUUGUUCUCUUUGUUGGCUGAAAGGCUGAUGCUUCAGACAAGUUUAAUCACCAUGACCACGUACAAUGUCCUAUUUGAGAUUCUGACAGAACAGAUUUGCACUCAAGUGAUCCAUAAACAGCAUCCUGACUCAGAUUCAACAGUGAAGAUACAAAACCCUCAGAUUUUGAAGGUUAUCGCAAUCCUGCUGCGUAAUUCUCCACAGUGCCCAGAAACUCUGGAGGUUCGGAGAGCCUUUCUUUCAGAUAUGAUUAAACUUUUUAAUAACAGCAGAGAGAACAGGAGGAGUUUGCUGCAGUGCUCUGUCUGGCAGGAGUGGAUGCUUUCCCUUUGCUGUUUCAACCCCAAGAACUCUGAGGAACAGAAGAUAACUGAGAUGGUGUACACCAUAUUUCGAAUUCUGCUCUACCAUGCAAUCAAGUAUGAGUGGGGUGGCUGGCGUGUAUGGGUGGACACACUGUCCAUCACACAUUCAAAGGUAACUUUUGAAAUGCACAAGGAGAGUCUUUCUCAAAUGUACAGGGAAUACCAAGGGAAAGGAGGUGAGGGCAGUGGAAUACAUCCUUCAACUCCCAUUAGAACAAUCUCUGGAACAAAAAAAGAAGCUAAAAUCAAGGGAAAGCAGAAAUGUUUGGAGUUAAAAGAUGCUUCUGCUCCUUCCUGCAUUGCCAGUGACAUGGAGUGUAGUACUGAAAAGAAGGAGACAAAUACGUCAUCAGAUGGUGACCAACAAGCUCCUUUGGUUUGUAAUCAUAGGGAGGAGAUAGAAGUGGAAGACAAAGAGACUGCCCAGGAUCUAGCAGCAGUGCCUGGUGUAGAACUUUCUCCAGAAGCAGUGAAGCCCAGUGUUUCAGAAAUCAGUACUGGAAUAGCUGAAGCUAUCGAAGAUUCUCUGAGCAAAGCUGAUGAGCUUGUGGAAGAAACCAUGGCUGUCUCUGCUGCUUCUUUAGCAACGCAAACUGCUUUGGAAGGAGAAACUGCAGAAAGACUGGACAAAUCAGCAGCAGAGGUGGAAGAGGAAGAUGACUUUGUUGAUCUGAAAGAGGAAAGUAGUAUGCCUUUGCCUUCAGAAGAGGUUGACAAAACAAACAAGGAGCAGAGCUCAAGGGAAAUGACAACACAGGACAAACCACCAGAGAAGCCACCCAAAUCUGUGCUUUUAAAAUCUGAAGGUAUGGAGGGUGUGGAUGGGAAACAAGAAGUGACUUCUUUACCAGAAGUAGCCAUUCAGCCAGAUUUAGGGGGGGGAAAGAAGCUAGAUGAAGAGAAGAUGCUUUUCAGUGAAACCAAAACAGCUGAAGGAAAAGCAAAUGCCCAUGUGGCAGAGCCUGCUGUAGCCUCUGACAAGAGAAUCGCCAAACUUGAUGUUUCCAAUGUUGCAUCGGAUACGGAAAGACUGGAACUGAAAGCUAGCAAGUGUCUAGAAGCACCUCCACACCCUAGAUCCAUACCUGAGAGACACCUGCUAAUGGAUGCUCUUCAUUCUGCACCAUUCUUCCUUAAAGGAGGAAAACCACUGUCUACAGCAACAUAUAUUUUCCCUCUGACCUCAAGGCAGCAAGACUCUUCAGGACGAGAGCUGGCUGCUGCAUCAGAUGGGCAGAGGAGAGAAUCUAGGUCAGCUGUGUUCCGGAUCCCGGAGUUCAAGUGGUCACUGAUGCAUCAGCGCUUGCUCACAGACUUACUCUUUUCCAUAGAAACAGAUAUACAGAUGUGGAGAAGCCAUUCUACAAAAACUGUGAUGGACUUUGUGAACAGCAGUGACAACGUCGUUUUUGUGCAUAACACAAUUCACCUCAUCUCUCAGGUGAUGGACAACAUGAUCAUGGCUUGUGGUGGGAUAUUGCCGUUGCUUUCUGCUGCCACAUCUGCUACUCAUGAAUUGGAAAAUAUUGAGCCAACUCAAGGCCUUUCAGUAGAAGCAUCUUUAACAUUUCUCCAGAGAUUAAUCAACCUUGUGGAUGUGCUGAUUUUUGCAAGCUCUCUUGGUUUUACUGAAAUUGAGUCUGAGAAAAAUAUGUCAUCUGGAGGAGUUCUGCGACAAUGUCUUCGCCUGGUGUGCGCAGUAGCAGUAAGAAAUUGCUUGGAGUGUCAGCAGCAUGCACAGAUGAAACCUACUGGAGACACUGUGAAGAACCAAAAAGCAGUGCAGGGCUUUAUAGGAACAGGGAAGUCUGCGGCAAAGAGUCCAGUGGACAUAGUGACUGGUGGCAUUUCUCCAAUCCGAGACCAUGACAGACUUCUGCAGGAUAUGGAUAUUAAUCGACUCCGAGCAGUAGUGUUCAGAGACAUAGAGGAUAGUAAACAGGCUCAAUUUUUGGCUUUGGCUGUUGUGUAUUUUAUUUCUGUGCUUAUGGUUUCGAAAUACAGAGAUAUACUGGAACCCCAGAAUGAAAGACAAGCACCAAACCAUAGCCAGGCCUUCAAGGAGGCAGAGAAUGGGAACAAUGAAACUCCUCCUGCAGAUGUGGAAAACCCACCUGCUGCUCAUGGGACUUCAGCCUCCACUGAAGAUUCAGAAAGUACAGCAGUUGUACAAAGAAGGGAUUCUGGCCUUGGGGAGGAGCCGGCUUCAGGGCAAAUGAACAGUUCCAGUAGUGUUGCUGAAGCAGGACCUCUGAGUGUCAGUGCAGGUCCUGAUGCAGUCAGUGAAGUCCUGUGCACGCUUUCAUUAGAAGUGAAGAAGUCUCAGGAGGACAGAAACAAGACAGGACCUGAAGACAGUAAGCCUGAAACUUCUGUGCCAGCUGCAAAAAAUGUCAAUGUAAAGGACAUCCUGAGAAGCUUGGUAAGCACCCCAGCUGAUGGGACUGCAGUGGAUGCUGCUUUUAUGCCACCAACCUUCCUUGGAGCUCUUGGUGAUGGAGCGGCUGAGCAACCUGUACAGUUCCAUUCCUUUGACAGGAGUGUUGUUGUACCACCAAAGAAAUCAACCAUCUCCUCUUCUGCAGCUGCUAUGAGUAUUCCUGCAAAUGCUGUCAGUGUGGUUUCCUCUGUAGAUUCAACCCAAACCCUGGAUUUGUCAGGAGAGUCUCCUGGAAGGGGAUCAUCUCAUUCAAAAUUGCCAUCUGUCCCUACAGUUUCUUCAGUGCCUGAGGAUUCGGCUUCAAAUAUGAGCAUUACAGACAGGCUUGAACACGCUCUGGAAAAAGCUGCCCCGCUUCUGAGAGAGAUUUUUGUGGAUUUUGCUCCCUUUCUUUCUCGGACUCUUUUGGGCAGCCAUGGGCAGGAAUUGCUGAUAGAAGGUACAAGUCUUGUGUGCAUGAAAUCCAGCAGUUCCGUGGUGGAGCUGGUGAUGCUGCUUUGCUCUCAGGAGUGGCAGAACUCUAUACAAAAGAAUGCCGGCCUUGCCUUCAUUGAGCUUGUCAACGAAGGAAGGUUGCUGAGUCAGACCAUGAAGGACCACUUGGUAAGAGUGGCUAACGAAGCAGAAUUUAUCUUGAGCAGACAGAGAGCAGAGGACAUUAACCGCCAUGCAGAAUUUGAGUCACUGUGUGCCCAGUAUUCUGCAGACAAACGGGAAGAAGAAAAAAUGUGUCAUCACCUGAUAAUGGCAGCUAAGUACCGAGACCAGGUGACUGCAACUCAGCUGGUACAGAAAAUUGUCAACAUUCUGACAGACAAGCAUGGAGCCUGGGGAAGCUCUGCUCCAAGUCGUCCUCGUGAGUUCUGGCGCCUUGACUACUGGGAAGAUGACUUGCGGCGCCGGCGACGGUUUGUGCGUAACCCCCUCGGAUCGACACAUCCUGAAGCGACACUAAAAGCAGCUGGAGAGCAUGCUCCUGAUGAGGAUAUACUUGUUAAAGGAAAGCAAUCCAUCAAGAGUCAAGUAUUAGGAAAUCAGAACUCAGAAAGUGAGAUUCUGCUGGAAGGCGAUGACGAUAUCAUGUCAUUCAUGGAGGAAAGAGAAGUGGAGAGCUUAACAGGUCCAGUUGCCCUAAGCACACCAGCUCAGCUUGUGGCACCCUCAGUGGUAGUGAAAGGCACUCUUUCCAUCACUCUUUCUGAGCUCUACUUUGAGGUGGAUGAAGAAGAUCCCAGUUUUAAGAAAAUCGACCCAAAGAUUCUGGCAUAUACAGAAGGACUCCAUGGGAAAUGGCUCUUUUCAGAGAUCCGAUCUAUCUUUUCCCGACGCUACCUUUUACAGAAUACAGCCCUGGAGAUAUUCAUGGCAAACAGAGUGGGUGUCAUGUUCAACUUUCCUGACCAAGCAACAGUAAAGAAAGUGGUUAACUGUCUGCCUCGGGUUGGCAUUGGUACCAUCUUUGGACUACCCCAGACCAGACGCAUUUCUUUGGCCAGUCCACGGCAGAUCUUCAAAGCUUCCAACAUGACCCAGCGAUGGCAGCACCGAGAAAUCUCCAACUUCGAGUACCUGAUGUUUCUGAACACUAUAGCAGGUCGAACUUACAAUGAUUUAAAUCAGUACCCUGUCUUCCCUUGGGUUAUCACCAACUAUGAAUCAGAGGAGUUGGACCUUACACUUCCUAGCAACUUCAGGGAUUUGUCAAAGCCCAUUGGAGCUUUGAACCCAAAGAGAGCAGCGUUCUUCGCAGAGAGAUACGAGUCCUGGGAAGAUGAUCAGGUUCCAAAAUUUCACUACGGCACACACUAUUCAACUGCCAGCUUUGCGCUCACCUGGCUGCUAAGAAUUGAACCCUUUACAACACUUUUCCUAAAUCUACAAGGUGGGAAGUUUGAUCAUGCAGAUAGAACUUUUUCAUCUGUUUCAAGAGCCUGGCGAAAUAGUCAGCGUGACACUUCUGAUAUCAAGGAACUGAUUCCUGAAUUCUAUUACCUCCCAGAGAUAUUUGUCAACAGCAACAAUUACAAUCUGGGAGUGAUGGAUGAUGGAACAGUUGUGUCUGAUGUUGAACUUCCACCGUGGGCCAAAACCCCAGAAGAAUUUGUUCGGAUCAACAGACUGGCAUUAGAGAGUGAAUUUGUAUCCUGCCAGCUUCACCAGUGGAUUGAUCUGAUUUUUGGCUACAAACAGCAAGGCCCGGAGGCUGUCAGGUCCCUGAAUGUAUUCUACUAUUUGACUUACGAAGGAGCUGUUAAUUUAAGUUCAAUAACAGAUCCUAUAUUGAGAGAGGCUGUUGAAGCUCAAAUACGAAGUUUUGGACAGACCCCUUCCCAACUGCUCAUAGAACCACAUCCUCCAAGAAGUUCUGCCAUGCAGGUGUAUCUCCUCCUGCAGAGUCCGUUGAUGUUCACAGACCAAGCUCAACAGGACGUUAUCAUGGUUCUAAAGUUUCCAUCCAACUCUCCUGUCACUCAUGUAGCAGCCAACACCCAGCCUGGUCUGGCCACUCCUGCUGUGAUCACAGUUACUGCAAACAGGCUAUUUGCUGUAAACAAGUGGCAUAAUCUUCCUGCUCAUCAAGGUGCUGUACAGGACCAGCCUUACCAGCUGCCAGUGGAAAUCGAUCCUCUCAUAGCCAGCAAUACAGGGAUGCACAGAAGGCAAAUCACUGACCUUUUAGACCAAAGCAUUCAGGUUCACUCCCAGUGUUUUGUCAUCACCUCUGACAAUCGUUACAUCCUGGUCUGUGGCUUCUGGGACAAGAGCUUCCGAGUUUAUUCGACUGACUCAGGUAAACUGAUGCAGGUAGUAUUUGGACACUGGGAUGUUGUCACCUGUCUUGCUCGUUCGGAGUCCUAUAUUGGAGGAAACUGCUACAUUCUCUCAGGAUCCCGAGAUGCAACCUUGCUGCUGUGGUACUGGAAUGGCAAAACCAACAUCAUUGGUGAUAACCCAAGAGGUGAUUUUGCAACUCCUCGAGCUAUUUUGACAGGACAUGACUAUGAGAUCACAUGUGCUGCCAUUUGUGCUGAGCUUGGCCUGGUCAUAAGUGGUUCAAAAGAAGGACCGUGUCUCAUACAUUCUAUGAAUGGAGAUCUACUGAGGACGUUAGAAGGUCCUGAAACAUUAGCAGGUCCCCAAAACUGCCUGAGACCCAAACUUAUUCAAGCUUCAAGAGAAGGCCACUGUGUCAUAUAUUAUGAGAAUGGCCUCUUUUGUGUAUUCAGCGUGAACGGGAGACUUCAAGCCACUAUGGAAACAAAUGACAAGAUAAAGGCAAUUCAGCUGAGUCGAGAUGGGCAGUACCUGCUCACAGGUGGAGACAAUGGAGUUGUCAUGGUGUGGCAGAUGUGGGACCUCAAGCAGCUUUUUGCUUACCCAGGGUGUGAUGCUGGAAUCCGGUCCAUGGCCCUGUCGUAUGACCAAAGGUGCAUAAUGACUGGCAUGGCUUCGGGCAGCAUCGUGGUUUUCUACAAUGAUUUCAAUCGUUGGCACCACGAGUACCAAACCAGAUACUGAUCUGCAGAGGCAAAGCUGAGCACUGCUGUGGGCAGCUGUUGUCAGAAGCAAACUGAGCACGGCCUCCCUCGGUGUCUUGCCACAGCAUUGCUCCUUAUAAUAGCUAUCCUACACCUGAAUGUAACUUCAAUUUGCUGGAAGAAGCAACCUAUUUUUUAAAGUUAAUUGCUAUUUUUGUAGACCUUGCUUGACUUUUCUGGGGGGAAGGGCAAAGAAGCAGCACAAUGACUGCUGGGUUCUGUAGUUAAAAAUCUAUAUUUUUAGGCAUAAUGAGAAGUCUAUUUUGAUCCCUAUACGUAAAAGAAAC
Dryobates pubescens (Downy woodpecker) is the source of this 9117-nucleotide messenger RNA. RefSeq names its product LPS responsive beige-like anchor protein (gene LRBA). The transcript is spliced from 57 exons. The record is from RefSeq and is a predicted model, not a curated record. Lineage: Eukaryota; Metazoa; Chordata; Aves; Piciformes; Picidae. The coding region runs from base 198 to 8810 and encodes 2870 amino acids. Gene Ontology annotation, biological process: intracellular protein localization. Gene Ontology annotation, cellular component: cytosol; membrane. Gene Ontology annotation, molecular function: protein kinase binding.